Thrips palmi is the source of this 819-nucleotide messenger RNA. RefSeq names its product NADH dehydrogenase [ubiquinone] 1 beta subcomplex subunit 8, mitochondrial (gene ND-ASHI). NCBI's taxonomy places the organism in Eukaryota, Metazoa, Arthropoda, Insecta, Thysanoptera, Thripidae. Gene Ontology annotation, cellular component: mitochondrion. The transcript is spliced from 5 exons. The record is from RefSeq and is a predicted model, not a curated record. Bases 132 to 656 code for a protein of 174 amino acids.
CUUUGUGCCGUCGCUCAGCUGUUGUUCCAGGUUGUCUGCUCUCUGCUCCUGGCAGUUGGCUGGGCGACAUUUGUCCUUCAAAUUUUCAUUUUCUGAUUAGCAACAGCUGCCUUGGAGAAACGCCACACACGAUGGCCUUUCUCAGGCAUUUAGUCACCCGCAAAGUUGGGGUGCUUCAGCCGACUUUCCUGUACAACAGCGCACGUCAAGCGGGCAUACAGUACAUGGACGACUUCAUCCCCGGCCCCUAUCCCAAAACGGAAAAGGAAAGACUUGCAGCUGCUAAGAAAUACGGGCUGCUUCCUCAUGAAUACAAACCAGUCGCAGACGAUGGAUGGGGUAAGGGAGAUUAUCCCCAUCUACCUGAUAUUGGAGCAGACUCCAAGGAUCCAAACUAUCCAUGGGAUUAUCCAGAAUUUAGAAUUAACUAUGGUGAACCUCUACACCACAACUUCGAAAUUUAUGGUGAAGAUCGUUUAGACCCUGCCAAGGAUUGGGGUAUUUCAAAGACGGAUAUGGUGAAAUAUUUUGUUGUGACUAUGGCCCUUGCGGCUGCAAUUGCCCUACUGGCUGAUCCAUAUCCUAUUCACAGACCUGUGUGUGAGAAGCAGUACCCACUGCCUGGUAAAGUUCACUAUUCUUUUGAAAGACCCUAGAAGGCAACCCUUUUAGUCAAACAGAUAUCAACUAAAGCAAAACAUGUGAGAAAAUUCCAUAGUAUACUGUUUAUUUAAAAGAAAGGGGCUGUAUUUGUUUUGUAAAUGUCUAUGUGGGAUACCUCUUACUUAUUUAUGAAUUACAUAAAAUUGUUGCCAUGUU